AUGCAUCGACUGCUGUGUCUGCAUGUAUUCCUAUGCUGUCUCAGUAUGGCUCUGCCUUUUUGUCCCUCACAGUGCACCUGUGUCUUUCAUGGACGCACAGAUGGAACGGGAACCAGAUCUGUCCUCUGUAAUGACCCAGACAUGUCUGACAUCCCUGUCAAUGUCCCAGUGGAUACAGUCAAACUCCGCGUAGAGAGAACUGCAGUACGGCGUAUCCCAACUGAAGCUUUUUACUAUCUGGUGGAGCUACGUUACCUUUGGAUUACCUAUAAUUCCAUUACAUCUGUUGACACAGGCAGUUUUUACAACCUAAAAGUGCUCCACGAGCUGAGGCUGGAUGGGAAUAUGAUUUCAGUUUUCCCUUGGGAGUCCCUCAAAGAGAUGCCAAAGCUGAGGACACUGGAUCUUCAUAACAAUAGACUUACCAGUGUUGCCCCUGAGGCCAUUCCAUACCUUGUCAACAUCACCUAUUUGGAUCUAUCCAGCAACAAACUGACUACCCUGCCCUCUGACCUCAUGGAUAUCUGGCCACCCUUUAACGGUGUCCCUAUCUCUUCUAAUGCCUAUCAAAAAGUCAUUUUAGGCCUUCAAGACAACCCUUGGCUCUGUGACUGUAAAAUCUCCAAGCUGAUUGAGAUUUCCAGGAUGGCUGACACACCAGUGAUUUUGACGGAUUUAUUUUUGACCUGCACAGCACCAGAGACCCUAGCAGGUGUUCUUUUUCAGCGUGCUGAGCUGGAGAAUUGCGUAAAACCAUCAGUGAUGGCGUCUGCAACCAAGAUAACUUCGACAUUAGGCAGCAACGUCCUCCUACGAUGUGAUGCCUCAGGAUCUCCAACACCAACUCUUUAUUGGACCAAAUCAGAUGGUUCUCCGGUCAACAAUACAGUCCAGGAGUCACCUGGGGAAGGCAUUAAUUGGUCCAUUAUGAGCUUGCAUGGAAUAGAACAUAAAGAUGCUGGGGACUACAGCUGUACAGCAAAGAAUGUUGCCGGCACUGCAAAAGCCACCAUAUCUCUAACCCUGGCCGGUACCAUAAGCACUACUGCGCCCUCACUCCGACCCGAUGCUGAGACUGAACUGACCAAGCAGGCCACAGUGGUCACUCCUUUAGCAGACAAUUCCAAAUCACCUAUUACAGCACCAACUGUCAUUCCAGGAUCACUAACUACACUUUCUGUUGGCCCAAAAUCACCCAAACCAGUCUCUGGCAACGGUUUUCAGAAAGGUCUGCUCAAGGAGACAAAAAACCAACAAGGAGGUGAUGGAAGAAAAUUUGCAGCAGAUGAAAAGAGCAAAAAAAGUGGCAGUUCAAGAUCUGUUAAGGACCUGGAAAUUGUAGAGCAGACAGCUGACAGUGCAGUGUUGCUCUGGACAGCAGGGGGAUUACUAAACGAUGCACCUCUCACGGUUGUAUAUUCCCCAUAUGGUGAGGAUGACAGUAAAAGGACAGUGGAAACCAAAGCUGGAAGCGGAAAAGUGCUCCUUGAUGGUCUGUCUCCUGGAAUGAGAUACUCAGUUUGUCUUGUAGCAAAGGUGAGUGUUGCUAAAAAAGAUCCCUGCAUUGACUUCUACACAGAAGACAGUGAGCAGAACAAACUUUUCUUUAUCAUAAGCGGCAUCGCCUGCAUUUUGGUUUUGCCGUUAAUUGCUUUACUUGUCUACAAAAUUCUCGCUCUUUACUGUAAGGGACACAACUCACCUUUAGAUGAAAAUGAGUUAGGAAGGGAGAGCUAUGUCAAAUUUGAGACAAUCUCAAUGAAACAAAGAACUUUUAACUCACACCCAUGUGAACUUUGGGCAAGAAGACCAACAAAUGAAUCUGAGCGGCUAUUGCUGUGCUCCCGAUCAAGUAUAGACUCUCAGAUGACCUACAAGAGUGAUAGUUCUCGGUCUGAGUAUCUCUGUUGAUGUCAAAAUACAUUGCCAAUACACUAACAAUAUGCUGAUACACCUGCCUUUCAAGAUUUUGAGGAAUA
Molecule: messenger RNA, 1979 nt
Organism: Cyprinodon variegatus (sheepshead minnow)
Lineage: Eukaryota; Metazoa; Chordata; Actinopteri; Cyprinodontiformes; Cyprinodontidae
Gene: lrit3a
Product: leucine-rich repeat, immunoglobulin-like domain and transmembrane domain-containing protein 3
Exons: 4
Coding region: 1-1911 (636 amino acids)
Molecular function (GO): protein binding
Source: RefSeq, a predicted model, not a curated record